AUGUCAAUGGCAUACCAAAACAGCCAGACUAGGGAUUGGGCCCCAGACCGCCCCCUCUCCUGGUACCGGCCCGAAGACUGGCCCGGCCGACGGUGGUUGUGGAAGUCGCGAUCUCGCAAACCAGAAGAAGUACGAGUGGGACCACACAAAUGGGCAAGCCCAACUGUCCCAACACAUCGAGAUACGGGAAAACGACAUGGUGAUAAAGUUAGUGUCUCUGGAGCUCCACUGACUAUCCCUUUCGAUCGUCUGUUCCUACGGCCUCCACAAUCCCCCCCCAGAGAAGGUGAUUUGAUCAUAGGAAGUGAAGAAAUUGAGGAGAUUGCAAAAUUGGUCUGGGAGGCCUUUACGAUAAUGAUGUCGUUGUCACCGUCGGUCAGGUGA
Messenger RNA from Penicillium verrucosum, 384 nucleotides. RefSeq lists its product as uncharacterized. The transcript has 3 exons. The record is from RefSeq and is a predicted model, not a curated record. The coding region runs from base 1 to 384 and encodes 127 amino acids. Lineage: Eukaryota; Fungi; Ascomycota; Eurotiomycetes; Eurotiales; Aspergillaceae.